AUGGGUAUAUCAACAGUUCCAAUCUCCGCCAGUUCUCUGGCUGCACUGGAAUGCACCACGCCCAUCCGAGAUGGGGAUCACAUUAGCGUUAUGGACCCCUACCGCCUAGAGAUCUGCCAGGACCCCGGCUGUGCAACUAUCAGCAAGGAAAACGAGCAGCCACGGAUCCUUCAACCUUUUCCAAUAGUCAAACUCGUUCCCUCAGGCCCGAAUUCCCCGGAUCCAAACGGCCGUCAUAUUUUCCUCCACUGCACCGCCUACGCCGCCAACGGCGCUGGCCCGCUCAAAGACCGUCUGGACGGCACAACAAUCAUACCAAUCCAGCAGCUUAACGGGCCUGACGGAAACCGAGAAAACUAUUUCAUUUUCUCAAAUCUUUCUUUCAAAAUUCCCGGGAGCUAUAAGCUCAAAUACACCCUUAUCGAGGUCACCAAAGGGCGGGUCUUCCAGUAUGCAGUGGCUCGAUCCCAAGAGUUCCCCGUGUUCGACCAAGAUAUAAACGCCCACGGGGUGCCAACAUCGCUGCAACUUACGCUCACGCAAAACCGCGAGUACAGGAAUUGGUUUUCCCGUAGCUUUGCUGAAGAAUCGUUCACGAAGACACCAGGGAUCUUUAGAGCAGAGUCCGUGGUUCAACUGGAGGCCCCGAUUGCCCAUAUUUUCAACGGCUGGGUAGUCAAUGCGCGACUGGAAAGAUUUGGGCCGUAUGGCAAUAUGCAGGUGUGGGAGUGUCGAGAGCCAGAAAGGGAAUAA
Molecule: messenger RNA, 753 nt
Organism: Uncinocarpus reesii 1704
Lineage: Eukaryota; Fungi; Ascomycota; Eurotiomycetes; Onygenales; Onygenaceae
Exons: 1
Coding region: 1-753 (250 amino acids)
Source: RefSeq, a predicted model, not a curated record